Dicrocoelium dendriticum is the source of this 4296-nucleotide messenger RNA. The record is from the annotation of a GenBank genome assembly. Lineage: Eukaryota; Metazoa; Platyhelminthes; Trematoda; Plagiorchiida; Dicrocoeliidae.
GUCCCCUUCCACUCGAGAGCUUAACAAGACCCAUGUGUGUGCUGGUGGUCGUUGCGGGGGUCAAGAUCAGCUCACAGACGUGCGCACGCGGGCACACUACAGGUUGCAGAGGACGAACUAAACGGACAAGAUUUCGGAUAGCGUGUUGCACUUUCAGUCAUCUGGCUCAUUCAUCUGACCGGAUUUGUCAUUCUUCGUGAACAUAAUGACAGAGAAUGUGCGUACAGUUGCUCCAACCAUGCUUUACCCUGUGACACCAACUCCCGACACCGAAGUGGAUCACUUUAGGCAGUUAUCCGUGAAAUUAUCCCCACAGUCGAACUUGCCCCUCGAACUGGAAAGGGUGAUCUAUUCCUCAGAUCCCGCGCAUGCGAGGCUGGAAGAUAUUCCCACGCAUUAUGCGCAACAUGUGGUACAACAUUCGCAACAACUCGUGCAACGGCAGCAUUCACACUAUCCACUAUCGGAGCAAGCAGCUUACCGUUUCCCCGUUGAUCACCAAAUGGAACGCAUUCAUUUAUCACACGGCAUCCUGCACUUAGACCAGUCCAUCACGCAUGCUUCUCCUGCUUCGAACAUUCCCAUGCCAGAGGCUACCUCAUCCCCGGAAUUGCUGGCCAAUUCGACAUCCUCGUACAAUCCGGUUACAGACACCAUUCAUUGGGCUAGAAGAGGAAUGACUGAGUCGUGUGAAUUGAAUAAACUGGAUAGCUGGUCCGCCUCGUCUACUCCGCGACGUCCACUAGAGCCUGCGUCGACACUACGCAACGCACCGUCAAUGUACUACGAAGGUAUAAGUUAUCCAUCAACUUCGCACCCAACUGAUUCUGCUCUGACUAGAUUCGACAACAGCGCCCAGUACCUGUUUGAAACCGGUAACAUCAGCUUCAAACUGCAACAGUCACCAUAUCACGGCGCACAGGUCAGUACAGUGAACUCGCCUCAGUCACGGUGGACAACCAAAGGUUGUCGGUCCAGUGUGGAAGAGGAACCGUUGUCCAACGAGCAUCUGGUGUCAGGCGGACCGCUCAUUGACCAGUAUUCACAACUGCCCUUUAUGAUGUCGUACCUGACAAACAAUACAAGACUGGGGAAUCUAAACAAACCGGACAUUUCUCCCUCACAGACACAUCUCCCCGACGCCACCAACACCACAACAAACAUUGUGACCAAUAAUCAUUUUGGUUGCUCCUACCAAACCAGUCCAGGUGACUCGAGCAGUGAUCCAUCCGGAACACUGUCAAUGGAGCGAAGUACCUCCGGCUACCAUAGUCACCUGGAGACAGCGUGUGGACCAGCUAAUGCCCUUAGUGGUCCAAACCCGCGUGCUUACCCAAUCGGGGCGCGAGGUGAACCAAUGUGUUCAGGAGACUCGUCCUCGUGCUCCGUGCGUAAUUGUUCUACACCAAACUCCGCCGAUUUAGCCCAGCAAGCCUCUUCCGACUGCAUGAUUCAAGUGACUCCAGAUGAGGGCGUAUCCUUGAAGCAGGAGGCUUCCGUGGUGGAGCCACAGUUAAGUUUGCCAACUCACUAUGCAUCGUUGUCGAAUGGCGUGCAUGUGAUGGGGUCAGCAAAUCUACCGGCGCAUCGGUGUCAGCUUAGCACCAUGGAUGACGGAUCUCAGUCAGUCAAGGGAGACAAUAGACACGAGCUAACGGAUGAAUCAGAUGCGGGGAACAAGUCGACUGAUGAGAAUACGGUGGAAACAGAAGGAGGAAAAAAGAGCAACGCAACUCGACGAUCAGAGAAACCGCCGUUCUCCUACAUCGCCUUGAUAGCCAUGGCAAUUCAAGCGUCUCCAACCAAACGUUGCACUCUCAGUGAGAUAUACCAGUAUCUGCACACUCAGUUCGCAUUUUUUCGUGGUCAGUACACCGGUUGGAAGAAUUCGGUACGGCACAACCUGUCCCUGAACGAGGUGUUCAUUAAGCUUCCCAAAGGAAUGGGACGUCCAGGAAAGGGUCAUUACUGGACAAUCGAUCCUACAGCUGAGUAUAUGUUCCAAGAUGGAGCCUCUCGGAGACGUCCUCGAGGAUUUCGCCGCAAGUGUGCCUCUGCUGUAGCAGCUGCUGUCGCCGCCAACAUCUCUUCGGCAAACGGAUACGCUCAGCUACCUUAUGGCGCGAACUCCAGCGGCGGUAGCAACUUCAGUACAAUGAACAACAGCCAAGAAAGCAAUAAUCUCCCCUCUGGUUAUAAAUUUCCUCCUACGCACUUCUCUUCAGUAAGUUUAGGCCCCUUAAAUGGAAACACUUUGACCAAGGAGAUGACGCAGUUUUUCGGGCCUAACAACUUUUCCUUGACACGUGGCAACAAUACGUCGUUGCAUCCUGUUGAAUUCGGGCCCCUCGGUGGUCUACCUCCCAUGUCCUCCUGCGUUACAUCUCUGUCCAUGAACUCCGGCAAUCCUGCUUUGGGUGGUGAUGAGACAGACAGCAUAGAACCUUCAUCCUCCUCCGCAACAUUAGAUAGUAUAUUUAGCUUCCACUCGAGCCUAAAUGGCAUGGUACCCGGCUUAUGCAACAAUCAUUCUUUCAACCCAACUAUGGAUACAGCCAGGCAGCGAGCAAUGAAUCAUAAUUGUUCGUCAUCUCCGGCGCGAGCCUCUAAAACACGCGUUAGGCGGCAGAGAUCCCCAUUCGUGCCUGUAACAUGUUGCAAUGGUAACAGUGGUGCCUGUCCGGCGGAAGUACUAGAUUUCCAUCCACUCCGCGCACAUGAACAACAAAUUCUCCAUCAACCUCCCACGGCCUACCAACUCCCUUCCAUCUACCAGGCGAUUACAUUCGGUUUACCAAAUACAGGGAAUCACCAGAUAGAGAAUUCGAACUCUGCGCUUUACGGGCUACCAAAUAUUGACCCUUCAGUAUCCAACGAGUUGUCUUGUCCAUAUGCAAUUCGACCUGGGUUCGACACGUUUAUGCCGUCAGAUACAAACCCCAUAGCAGUUCAGCCGCCAUCCAAUGCAGAGGAUAUACUCAAAACGCAUCACAUCUAUCCGGAUGCACUGCGUGUGAAGCAUCAAUUGAUGUGCCAGCUGUCUGACCCCCCUGCCUCUCCGAAGCCACAGUUUGAAGAAACCGGGCUGAGUACCUUUCAAACCUGGACGUACAACACUAGUAAGCCACCUCUGCAAGAAGAGUGGACCUCCUAUGCACAAUGCGCAGCUCCUAUUGCGCUCAGAACUGACGUCGAUUCCUUAGCGAACAACCACGCUCUUAGGAGCGUAGUCAGUCCAUCUCAAUCAGCCGAGGUUGCUCCACCUAGCGACGCAAAUUCCAUCAGUAAUACUUCUUCCUCUCACAGAUGGUCCCCGUCCGAUCUGGCCGUCAUGGUGGCGAGUUACGAGGCCGCACUGUACGCCUCCACCUCCAAAUCAGUUUCCUGUUCUGUUUCACCCCCCUCCUCGGAUAUGGACAGACGUUGUGAGGUUGGCGCUAUGUCCCCGCAUAUGUAUUCCUCUCAACCGAAUCCCGCACUCGGAGCGGGAUUGUCAGUGGAGAGCGCGAAGACGGUGUUGAAUAGUUUGAACCAGCAGUUGCAGCACGGGUUGCAUGACUCCGAGUGCGUCGGCCCUGAUCAAGCUCGCACACCGAUCAAACUGGAUCUAUGUCCUGACAAAUCCGGCAUAAACAAUACACGAAAUAUCAACACCGUUCGGUUGCACAGUGGCAGUGAUUUCCAAAGAACUCUCACGGAUCAAGUUGUUCGGCAUUCCGCUCCAAUGACCACCUCCGUAUGACAUCGCUAGACGUGUCGAUUGGUGAACAUGACGACGCCAAAGACACUCUAUGUGACCGACCGUUUCAGACGGUCCACAUACUAUGGUGAAAAAGGAGCACUGCUUAUUGAUGAACUCUGUGUGCCCCGGGUGCCGUGCAGGUGAUACACACACACACACACACACACGCACACAGAUACACUACGCAUACUUUGUAACAGCACUUUGAUUGUGCUCCUUCUAUUUCUGUCUCCUACGAAGAGGCUAGUUGUACAAUGUUUCCCCUCCCUCUCGCAAACACGAAGUAAGCCAGUGAGGUGUCUUUGAUUGGCCAACGUUUUUGCCUUUGUGUGUGUGUGUGUGCCCUCUUUCAAAUGCAUCUGUCCACAUGCUUUCGCUUAACUUAUCAUUCAGCCUUUCCAUAUGCGUGUGCGCUAAUUUUGAGGGACAUCAUUCCCGGGACCUGUUGAGGUUAAUUUGCAUUGGGAAUGAAGAGCCACUUUUGACUUGCCCGUAGGUUUUGUUCACCUGUGCCCAGUGUGGGCCUCUGACAUAAAAUCCUGAAAUACCCACCG